Messenger RNA from Ostrea edulis (European flat oyster), 1682 nucleotides. RefSeq names its product eukaryotic translation initiation factor 2 subunit 2. Lineage: Eukaryota; Metazoa; Mollusca; Bivalvia; Ostreida; Ostreidae. The record is from RefSeq and is a predicted model, not a curated record. Gene Ontology annotation, cellular component: eukaryotic translation initiation factor 2 complex. Gene Ontology annotation, molecular function: mRNA binding; translation initiation factor binding; translation initiation factor activity. The transcript has 9 exons. Bases 257 to 1231 code for a protein of 324 amino acids. Gene Ontology annotation, biological process: formation of translation preinitiation complex; formation of cytoplasmic translation initiation complex; translational initiation.
GGAAGACAAUGUGAGCGAUAAGUCAAUUUACAUCUCGGAGUGACUCGCUGUAACAUGCGAAAACAAAUUCAUACCUCUUUAUUCUGAUAUAAUCGUGAAAAUUAUAGCAUGAAUUGUUUUUUGUAGUCAUAAUUAUCGUCAUUAUGGGAUAUUUAAAAGGAUUUUCUCUCCUUGAAUCGCGCAUGGCACGUUUUUUGUGGUCCGUGCUGUCCUCCAUACUAUUUCAUUCUGAUGCAACCCGGCAUUGUCGAGCAACAUGGCUGAAGAUGAACUGUUACCUUUUGACCCCACAAAUAUGAAAAAAAAGAAGAAGAAAAAGAAGGUACCCUUUGAAUUGGAUGGUGGGGCAGAAGAAGCAGAAACCCCCAGUCCAGCACCCCCCGAGGAGACACCUGAAGUAAAGACCGAGGAAAAGCCUUCAGAUAAAGCAGAUGAUGAUUUUUCACUGGACUUUGGUAUUAAAAAGAAAAAGAAGAAGAAAAAAGCAUUUGAUCUAAAUGAUAUGGAGGAAAAUUUACCAGAACCAGAACCUGAAAAGGAGAGUGCAGAACCAGAGGCCACAGAGGGGGCUGAGGAGGAAAUGAAUUUUAAUUUACCACUGAAGAAGAAAAAGAAAAAGAAGACUGUGGAUUUCAGUAUGAUUGAUAAUCUGGACUCGGAAAAACAGAAUGAAGGAGACAAUGACCUUGAAGACCGAUUUGGAAGUGUUGUUCCGGAGGGAAAAGCCUGGCUGGCCACUGACAGAGAUUACACAUAUGAUGAGUUACUGACACGGGUGUUUGACAUCAUACGAGAGAAGAACCCAGACAUGGUAGCAGGGGAGAAGAAGAAAUUCAUAAUGAGACCCCCACAGGUGCUCAAAGUUGGAACAAGGAAGUCAUCGUUUGCAAAUUUCUCAGAUAUUUGCAGAUUAUUGCAUCGACAACCAAAACACGUCUUGGCAUUCCUAUUAGCAGAGUUAGGAACAAGUGGCUCAGUGGAUGGCAACAAUCAGCUCAUUAUUAAAGGAAAGUACAACCAGAAACAGAUUGAGAACGUCCUCAGGAGAUAUAUCAAGGAAUACGUGACAUGCCAUACCUGUAGGUCGCCUGAUACCCUCCUUCAAAAGGACACAAGGAUUUUCUUUUUACAGUGCGAGACUUGUGGAUCCAGAUGUUCAGUAACUAGCAUUAAAUCCGGAUUCCAGGCUGUUACAGGCAAAAGAGCUGCUAUCCGAGCAAAGACAGCUUGAUUCUGACUUAUGUUUUUGGCAAAAAAAAUUCAAGUCUUUCAGUUUAUCGGAGUGGCUAAUACCAUUGUACUAGUGAGAGUCAAUGGAAGAUGUGCAUUGUGGCAGGAAGAAAAGUGCAUGUACAAACUUUUAAAUCAACCAGACAUUGUGUAUGUAUGGUGUAUAUAGUGUAUUUAAUCACUGCUUUAUGAAAAUUGUCUGAGGUUAUAAAUAUCCUUAUCUGAUUGAGGAACUAAAUGUAGUAUUAAAUCAUCAACAAAUGCAAAAUUACAGGUACAAUUUGUCAUUUUAGAACUCAUUGCAUAUUUGGUUACACACACACACACACACACACACUCACACACAGAGAAAGACUGGUGAGUUGAAUGGUUUCAUUGUUUCUAUAAUUCAUGGAAACAUUUUUUUAUUGUCAGUGUUUCUGAUAACAAUAAAUACAUGUAUUUUGAAUUCA